CCAUUCUCAAGCAGGUCAAGCUCCACCGACAAUGUCGUCCUACUAUGGCGACGGCGCGCGCUCAGCCCCAGCAUGGGACACAUUAGACGCGGGCUACGACGACGAAGUCAUCGACCAGUCCGACUAUCAGUUUGCAAACCGUGACCACAUCCUCUUUGCGAUUGAUGGGUCAGAGUCAAUGCACACGCCUAUGCCGGACGAGCGGAACAGCGCUGGCGUGAUCCGCGGCAAGAGCGCCCUGCACCAGGCCCUCGAGGCUGUCGUCAGGAGUGAACGUAACAAGGUCGUCACGGGUCCAGCGGACAGCGUCGGCCUCCUGCUCUAUAACCUUGAUCCAGAGAAGGUGCCCGCAUCCCCGCAUGGGACGUACAAGCCUGGCACGUAUGUCGUCCAGGCCGUCCGCCAAAUCAACCCCUCCGACAUCAAGCGUCUGGUCAAGCUCCUCCAGACUGCUAAUGAGCAGUAUGAUGAGCAAGAGGACAGUGACGAGCCAACUGUCGAGCCGCCCAUUCUUCGCAAGACCUUCCCUCCGUGCGCCCCUAAGAACGAGCUCAACAUUGCCGAUGUCUUGUCCACCUGCAAUUUCCUCUUCCGUGACGGUGGCACCAAGCUUGCUGGAAACAAGCGCGUGCUUAUUGUUACGGACAACGAUGAUCCACCGGGAAGUGAGAAUCGCGCGCCGGCCAGGACUGUCUGCAGCGACCUCGAGGCCUACGGCGUCAGCAUCGGCCCGUUCUUUGUCAGCCGCACUGGUCAUAAGUUUGACCCAGACAAGUACUGGAACGACAUCCUGGGCCGAGAUGCGAGCGACGAUAUCGCCGACCAAGCAGCUGACGGCCUCGAGAUGCUGUCAGACAUGAUGUGUGAUCUGGUCAUCCGUCAAGCGCCGAAGCGCAAGCAGUUCUCUAUCCCGCUGAAGUUUGGCGGGCGUGAAGGUGACAUCGUUAUUGGCGUUAGCGGGUACUCCCUUGUGUCUGAGCAGAAGAAGGGCCAGCCCAAGCUCGUCCGUAUGCGCGGCCAGACGGUGGAGGAAGUUGCUAUCAAGACAGUGUAUACGUCAGCCGAGACAGGAGGCGACCUCGCCGAAAAUCAAAUCACCCAGGCGUUCCAGUUUGGCGACGAGUCCAAGGUGAAGAACAUUCUCGAGCCAAACUGGUGGGAGUCGGACGAGCACCAGAGACAGCAAGAAAUAUACGCCGAAGAGCUAUUAAAGCUAGAGCGAGCUCGGAGAGAUCGCGGCGAUGACGGAGAUGAGGAAAUGGAUGACACGGUGGCAGCGCCGGACACCCUCCCGAAUGGCCGUCCCAGAGUUGUGGCUCGCACUCGUCUCCAGUUCUCAGACAACGAGAUCAAGGAGUUAAGGUCGUUGGGUAUCGAGCCCCAGAUCAAGAUCCUUGGCUUCCAGUCUCCCGAGAGCUUACGUCUCGAGGACAAUGUCAAGCACUCGUUCUUCAUUUACCCAGACGAGAAUGUAGGUGCCAAGGUCAGGACUUCUCUAACCUACCAGAUGUACACGGGCUCCACUCGCACCUUCACCGCCCUGCUCCAGUCGUGUGUCAAACUCAACCGCCACGCACUCGCAUUGUGUCGCUUCAGGAUCAACAGCACCCCCGAGAUGUGUGCGCUCAUUCCCCAAGAGGAGACGUUCACCAAGGAGGGAGCGCAAGAAGAUCCCCCCGGAUUCCAUGUCAUCGUCCUGCCGUUUAUCGACGAUAUUCGCGACCCACCAAAGGCCUACACGGAUAAUCUGACUGCCACCGACGACCAGACCAAGGAGAUGGAGAAGCUCAUGCGCAAGCUGCGUUUCAAGUCGAGGAAAUACGUGUCGGAUGCGUACCCGAACCCAGCACUGGCGUACCACCAGGAGCAGCUUCAGGCUCUUGCGUUCGAGGAGGACUUUGACACGGAGCAGUUCGAAGACCGCGCACUGCCAAAGUACAAGGGAAUCCACACGGCUGCCGGUGCAAUCAUGUCCAAGUGGAAGCAGCUUAUUGACGACGACGAACGAUCAAGGAUUAUCCUUGCGACCAAGGGUCCCGUCAAGCGUGCGGUGGUGGAGAUUGAUAAAGAUGACCUGGCGGACGUCGAAGGCGCUUGGAAGAAGGGCUCCCUCGACAAGCUCAAGGUCCAGGAGCUGAAGGACUACGCCAAGUUUAACAAGAUCUCCCUCGUCAACCGGUCCAAGAAGGCGGACAUCAUCGACGCGAUCCAGGACCAUCUGGACUCUAACCCUCCCGGUGGUGCCAAGAAGUCAAAGUCGUAG
Molecule: messenger RNA, 2263 nt
Organism: Vanrija pseudolonga
Lineage: Eukaryota; Fungi; Basidiomycota; Tremellomycetes; Trichosporonales; Trichosporonaceae
Product: ATP-dependent DNA helicase II subunit 1
Exons: 14
Coding region: 32-2263 (743 amino acids)
Biological process (GO): double-strand break repair via nonhomologous end joining; telomere maintenance
Cellular component (GO): Ku70:Ku80 complex; nucleus
Molecular function (GO): telomeric repeat DNA binding; double-stranded DNA binding; DNA helicase activity
Source: RefSeq, a predicted model, not a curated record